This is a messenger RNA of Cutaneotrichosporon cavernicola, 879 nucleotides long. RefSeq lists its product as uncharacterized. Bases 1 to 879 code for a protein of 292 amino acids. The record is from RefSeq and is a predicted model, not a curated record. NCBI's taxonomy places the organism in Eukaryota, Fungi, Basidiomycota, Tremellomycetes, Trichosporonales, Trichosporonaceae. The transcript has 3 exons. Gene Ontology annotation, cellular component: endoplasmic reticulum.
AUGAGGACACAUCUCCUCCUACUCCCGGCGGCACUCGCCGCCACUCAGGUGUACCUCUUCCCUGCUCCGGAGGGGCAGCAUGCGCCGAUGCUCAACGCCGAGCAGGCAAGCGCGGUCAUGUCGCACCACCUCGGCGGUGACAUUUCGGCACAGGACACGCCCAAGGACGAGGGCAUGUGGGCGCACCUCGUCAGCCUGUGGGACAACGGAGAGAAGCGACCUCGCGUGGUUAUCCUCGAGGGCGGACAUGCGCAGGACGUGCUCCCUGCGUCGCUCCCGUCGCCAUCGUUCUACAUCGCGGACGACGCAGAGUCUGUCCUCGAGCCGUUCAAGACGGCGGCCGCUGAGGCGCUGGAACGCGUCUCCCAGCUCCCCAUCGUCAAGCACCUUCUCGACACCCUCGACCUCGCUACCAGCAAGGCGGGCCAGACGCUCUCGCGCGAGCUGUCGGCACUCGUUGCGCUGGCUGACUCGUUGUGGUCGUUCACGAGCGCAGGGUGGGACGCCGUGUGCAUCCGCCUCGACAAUGCGGUCGAGGGCUCGGAGCUGUGGAAUACCGCUAGCCGUGGCGUGCAGGCCGGUCUGAAGAGCAUGACGCAGCCUGACUCACCGCCUCUUCUCGUGAUCGUCAAGGACGCACAGCCUCGGUUCCACUACGCGCGCCAGAUUGAGGAGCCCGUCGAGGUCGCCAAGAACAAGAGCCAGACCAAGCCCAAGUCCAAGGGCACCGACUACUCGGCGCCGUUUGUCCUCCUCACUGGCACUUCUAUCCUGCUGAUCCUCUUUGUGAUUGGUGGAGUGGCGCUCCUCUUCAGCAUCGGGGAGGAGUCGCUGCCAUCCACGCUCAACCUCAGUGUGGGCGGGCGGAAGCACGACUAG